AUGCCACCACAAAAUUUUGUCAUUCUUGGAGGUGGCAUCUCUGGUUUAACAGCUGCAUGGUAUUUAGCUCGUAAUGCGCCCUCCUCAACAAAAAUCACAUUGUUAGAAGCAUCAGAUAGAUUUGGUGGAUGGAUACGAAGUACACGUGUUGGAGAAGAAAGGAUACUUUUUGAACAAGGCCCCAGAACCUUGAGACCUAGUGGAUUAGGUGCAGGUGUUAUACUGGAUAUGGCUGCAAAAUUGAAUCUAACAGGAUUCAUUCAUGCAGUUGGUAAAUCUGAACCAGCUGCCAGAAACCGUUACCUAUAUUACCCAGAUCACCUCGUUCAACUUCCAGGAGGCAACUUACUUCCAGGCUUAAAAAGUGUUGUACAGAAUAAAUUUAUAUUAUCCUCACUAUAUUCAGUAUUACGUGAACCAUUUAUCAAACCAUUUAAAAAUUUGGAUGAUGAAAGUAUUCAUAAUUUUAUUACAAGAAGAUUUAAUUCAACAUUGGCUGAUACAUUGAUAAGUGCACUCGUACAUGGAAUUUACGCUGGUGAUGUAAGAAAACUUUCGAUCAAGUCCACGUUUAAACGAAUAUUUGAUAUGGAACAGAUUUAUGGAUCGGUAAUUAAAGGUACAAUUAACAGCAAAAACUUGCCUACACUUUCUCAGAAAGAUCAAAGUUGGUUGAAUUCACUUUGUGAAGAGAACAAAGAUCUUUUCGCAUUGAUGAUCACUACGAGUCUUUAUUCUUUUGCAAAUGGUAUUGAACAAUUGGUGCACGCUAUUGUUAAUGACUUGGAAGCUAGAGAAAAUGUAACUAUAAAGACGUCACAUCAUGUAAAAGAACUGAAAUUUGGUAAGGAUAUCGAGGUCUAUACAAAUGAUAUGUCAUUCAAUGCAGAUCAUAUUAUUAGUACUAUUCCAUCACACGAGUUAGCAAAUCUUCUUCCUGAGCUUCCAUAUCUAACACAUAAUCCUUCAGUAACAGUUGCAGUUGUAAACAUUGCAUAUGGCCGACCAAAUUUACUGCCAGUCAAAGGAUUUGGUUAUUUAAUUCCACACAUAACACCAAACAAUCCGUAUCAUGUCCUUGGUGUAGUAUUCGAUUCUGAUGCCAUGCCACAUCAAGAUUAUAAAAAAGAUAAGUACACAAAACUUACAAUAAUGAUGGGAGGACAUUAUUAUAAUGAUCUUUCAGAAAAUGAUUAUCCAAAUAAAGAUGAAUUGUUAAGUCAAGCAAUUGAAACAAUAGAGAAACACUUAGGAAUAUAUUCAACCCCAUUGCAAUGCAUGGCACAAAUUCAUAAGAAAUGUAUACCACAAUAUUAUAUUGGGCAUUAUUCCAGAAUGAGAGAAUUACAUUAUGCGAUUAAGAAAAAAUAUGGGAAAAGAUUGAGCGUUGGGGGAGCGAGUUAUUUUGGUGUUAGCAUUAAUGAUUGUGUUGCUAAUUCUGCAAGGUUGGCGCUCGAUUUGCUUGGAAAUGAUGAUGAAAAAGCAAUUAUUACUGGAUUAGAAAGAGUUGAAGUAGAAUGA
Messenger RNA from Cetraspora pellucida, 1521 nucleotides. Lineage: Eukaryota; Fungi; Glomeromycota; Glomeromycetes; Diversisporales; Gigasporaceae. The record is from the annotation of a GenBank genome assembly.